AUGAAGAAACUGCUAUUUCAGGAAAAUGAAAUAUGCACACUCUGUCAGCAGAGAGUUUAUCCAAUGGAACGCCUGGUCGCUGACAAGCAAAAUUUUCAUAAAUCAUGCUUCCGAUGUCACCACUGUGGCAGUCAAUUAAGCUUGGGAAAUUAUGCAUCUCUCCAUGGACAAAUAUAUUGUAAACCCCAUUUUAAGCAACUUUUCAAAUCUAAAGGAAAUUAUGAUGAAGGUUUUGGACACAAGCAACAUAAAGAUUUGUGGAAGCCUAAAGAUCAAUGUAGCUCAGCUGGCAAAGUUCACACUGAAGAAAUAAAUCUGAUUAAUCAUACACCUGUUGAUCCUAAACCACUCAGAGAGACUGAUCAAGACUUGUACUCAGGUACUGAAGGCAUUCACCCUAAUAUUUUGGAUAAUAAUUUGAUAAAAUCCACAGAAAGAGGUAAAUUAAAAAUGACAUGGCCUCCUUCAACAGAUGAUACAGCACAUAAAAAAACAUACUCUAUUGAAGGAUCAGCAAAAGUAAAUAAACCAAAGUGGCCCCCAGAAGGUUUGGCUCAAGAAGGAUCUAGCUUACAUGCCAAUAAACCUCUGGACAAUGAAAAAAAUCUUCAGAAAGAAAAUGCUCCAACAGAGCAAAAGGAGAACGAGGCUGCCAGUACACAACAAAAUCAAAACUCAGCCUUUACCUCCCUAUCUGCAAAAGAAGCCACAAGUACCUAUAAAACUAAGGGCAAUAUGGGAAAAGGUGAGGAAAUUGAAAACAUAACAGGUGGAUCAGAGAUUAGGGAGGAAAGUGGAAAGAGUAUUAAUGAGAGUGAUAAUGUGAUAGGGCAUAGUGCUGAGAAAGAGAGAGAGAAAAAAAGUAACAAACCUGGUGAUCUCGAAGAUGUACAGGUUACUAAUAUUGAUGAUGAAGCAGUACAAAAGAAUCAUAAAGAGUUUAGUUUGAAUAGUAACAACAACAACAAUUAUGCCAUAUUUCCACAUCCAAACAUUUGUAGACAGGAAACAACUCUGACAGCUACAUCUAACCAAAUGACAGAAUUAAGUACUGCAAUUUGCAGUGCAUUGCAGCACGCCUUUGAAAAACUGGAAAAUCAGUGUGGAAAUGAACAAAUAUUUCAGAUACAUGAAUCUUUUGAGAGCUAUUCUAACAAUACAGUAACUGUUUCAUUAGAUGAACAGAGUUCAGAAGAUGCUGGCACCUCUAACAGUCUUGCUCAAUUUAAUAAAGAUGCCACUUGUCCAAAAUCUUGUACUAAAAGCGCAUUUAUUAUAAAGGAGACAACUAAUACAACUUUCCCUGUUGAUACUGAGUUGGUAUGCAUUGGAAAAGAAUCAAGGAGUGACAAAAAUUUAAAUACAAUUUUAUCUGACACUGUGAAAGCAUUAUUUCUUAAAGAAGACUACUUUAUUUUAAACUUUAGUCUAAUAGACUCUGUAGACAGAACCGGACAUUCCUCCAGACCAUAUUCAAAAGAACAUAAGACUUGUAAUAAAGAACUGAAUGGUAUUAAUGUCUGUCAAGAAGAUGAAAUAGGCGAAGCGUCCAGGAAUGACAGAAGCACACCUUUAGAGUUACCAAACUCAAGUUAUGCAACCUUUCCAUCGUCCCAAGGAGAGAAAGUCCAAAUAGCUCACAAUAGGAGAGCAAAUUAAAAUAAAUAUAUUCUGUGAUGAAUAUUAACAGAACAGCUAAAUGAUCAACUGUGUCUGUCACUCAUUAUUAAAUAUAUGGUAAAUUGAAAUUCUUCAGUUCAGUUAUAGUACUUCUUGAAUAAUUUAAUAUCUAGAGACAAUAUAUGAAAAUGUGCAUUAUGUAUUGUCUUUUGCUUAAACUUUAUUUACUUAGUUUACAUUUAAUGAAAAAGCAAAGAGGAUUUUUUCAGUCCCUGCUUAGAACAACUUGUAUCUCUAUGAUACAGGAAAUGUUGCAGGAAAUAUCCUACAAUAUGGCUGUCCUUCAGAAAGAGUAAAGUUCUGCUCUAAAUUGUUUGUAAGAAAUUAAGAGACAAAGCAACCGAUGUGUACAAAAUAAGAAAAAAUACAUCACUAACCACUUUUUGUACAUAUUGUUAUUAUUAAAACUGAGCUGUUGGUCCAUGACAUAGCAUGUACAUUCAUUGUAUCAGCUCAUACCGGAAGGGUAUUUUUUGUUCUGUUUUGGUUUUGUUUUCGGUUGUUUUUGUUUUUUUCUCAAUAUCAUGCAGUACAUAGUUUGAAAUGGACUAGUAAUUGUACUGUUUGCUAUACUCAUAGAGCUGCUAUGGCUUUAUAUUUGAUGACAGGAGAACAAAUGUGUGUAAAUUUUAAAUCAAAUAGGAUAAGAACUUCAGAGGCAGAACUGGAACAAGGUUUGGGAGCAUUAAGCAAUUAAGGUUAGUAAUUGUUCCAGUAACUAAUCCAAUGCCACUUUAACCACAGCAGCUCUCAAAUUCUAUAUUUAAAACUGUACGAAAGUAUGCAAAUUUAGCCCUUUUGCUUAAAAUGUUUAUGAAUUAGUGUUUGCUCUCCUAGUACUAUUCUAGCUUUCAUGAAACGUAAUGUAUCAUUUUACUGUUGACAAUGCUU
Meleagris gallopavo (turkey) is the source of this 2571-nucleotide messenger RNA. NCBI's taxonomy places the organism in Eukaryota, Metazoa, Chordata, Aves, Galliformes, Phasianidae. The record is from RefSeq and is a predicted model, not a curated record.